GCGGUCGGCACGGCUCGGCUUGUGAAGCUGCAGAUGGUGGCCGCCAGUUGUGAAGUGGUCCGACAGCUGCGUGAGCAGCACCUUCCACUCAACGAGAGUAAGUCGGUCUUCCUGACCUCGUCGCCGCAGCUCGCCAAGGAGCUCUCCGAGGCUUGGGCGGAGCAUGGCUUUACCUUCAAGAGGGGACUUCAGGCGAGGAACCUCGGCACCGACGCCAACAUCACUCGUCGUGGAGUUCAUGAAGGAGCUGUGCGUGCGGUCAGCGGCCUUCGCCGAGGACGCAGGCUAGGGGUGCUUCGCUCAGCUGGCGCGACUACCGAGAUGGUCCAUCGUGCUGGGCCCACCGCGGCGAUGCUGUGGGGGCGCACUGUGACUGGUGUACCUGAUAAGGAGCUGCAUUCGUGGCGCUUGGCGGCGGUACGCUCAGCUGGGAAGCUCCCCAAGGGCGCCUCGCUCGGGUUGAGGCUCAGAGUGGUGGAGGUCAUGAGGUCCACUGAUCUCGACCCGAGCCCCGCGCUGCUUCGUGCCGCGGUGCAGAUGGCGGCCAGUCUCCUCCAGUCGGGGGAGGUCCCGCUGCGCAUGUUCGAGUCGGCCGUGCAGGAGGCAGUGCAGAGGCACGCGGGAGCAGCAGCCCCUUGGGUGCACUGCCGCACGCCGGUGGAUGCCCUGGCCCUCUCGCUCUCCAGGGUGGGCUGGAGGCUUGUUCAAGGGGCCCGCCUCGCGACCGACGACGGCCAUCUCCUGGACCUGCGCAUGUUGGGGCCGCGCGAGCUGGGCCUGCUGGCUGCGGCAGGGGCACGGCGCGCGUCGGACAAGUCGGAGCUGGCCCGCCUCAGCCACGGGGCGCUCCCCCAGUCGCCCCUGUUCUGGGAGGCCUUCGCGGAGGUCCUCGGGCCUGGCAGCAAGCUCAGCCACAGGGAGAAAGCGGCGGUGGUGAGCUUCCUUUCCAACGCCCACUGGCCCCAGACCCGCUAUUCGAGUGUCCUGUCCUUGCGGGGGCCAGGCGUGACUCUACCUCUGACCGCCUUCGGCGCUGUGCGCAUCGUGCACGCGGUCGUGGAGAGGAGGUCAGACGCCAUGUCAGUCAUGUGGUGCAAUCGCCCCGCCGACGGUCUUCUCGGGGGGCGGCUCUACCUGGAUGGGUCGGCGCUCGACCCUGAGCACGAGAGCCUGCGGCGUGCGGGAUGGAGCAUCGUGCAGUGCGACUCAGACGGCAACAUGGAGUGCGCGGUGUACGGCAGCGUGCGCCAGGACCUCUGCCCGUUCCAGACGGCGAAGGACGGCGAGGAUUUCGCGGUCUGGAUGCUGUCUCGCUUUCUGGGCCCGAGCGUUGACGAGAUCCUCAUCGAUUGUGCGUCCACGGUCAGCUGCCUCACGUUGGGUAAGAAGUACGCGACGGCAGCCAGCAAGCCCAACGCCCACCUCUGGGAGGGGAUCUACGCGUCGCUAGACGUGGACACGCUCAAGGUCACCAAGGUCGCAGCCCACUGCACCGCCAGAGACGUGAUGGAUGGCAAGAUCACGGAGGCGGACCUCCGUGGCAACGGACAUGCAGACCGCUGGGCCAAGGCGGGGGCUGAGCUCCACCGUGCCAGCCCAGUGGCCAGGCGCGAGUUCUUUGGCACGAUGGAGGUGGUGAGGGAGCUCUCUUGCUGGGUGGCGCAGGCCUCCCUCAUCUGGCAGGGGAUCGAGGUCAAGGACUGCGAGGGCCUCCCUGAGGGCAGCGAGCGGGCGGCCGUAUCCUUCGCAGAGCCGGUGGUGGAGCCCGCCAGCAGCCGCCCGCCCGACUCGGGUUCGGGCGACGGGUGGGCAUCGGCGGCGCGCGCUGGUGGCGUCUCCCUCGGGGCGGCGGCCUUCGUCGUCGCCGGCCACGUCCUGGCCUACGCCAAGUGCGGGGAGGGAGCCGCCGAGCAGGAGCUGAUGGCGUGCACCCACUGCGGGGCGUACGCGCGGCUGGGCGGGCGCUCAGGUGCGGCGCCCAAGCUCAAGGAGCAGUGCCCAGGGUCGGCUGGGCUUCCCAAGGGCAGGAGGGGCCAGAGGGCGCGCUGGCUGCAGGGGCGGCACCCUGCUGGCACGCCCCACAGCGGCAGCAAGAGGGUCGGAGCGUCCGUGCCCAGCUUGCGCAAGGAGGACGUGGUGCCGAUGGCCGCCAGAGUGCGCUUCCUGGAGUGGCUGGGCGUCCGCCCCGAUGAUGCACCUUGCGGCGUGGCCGCCGACGCCGGCCGAGGGCCCCCCAGCGGCGCGGCGGCAGCGGGUGAGGCGGAGGCUGAGCCUUUGGCGCCUGACUCCUCGGGGGCCUCGAGGGAGGCUUGGCUGAGCGCCUACGGGCUCGACGAAGCGAGCCUCCUCGAGUGGUCAGCCGCAGCAGAGACGGCGCGCGAAGACAG
Prorocentrum cordatum is the source of this 2387-nucleotide messenger RNA. The record is from the annotation of a GenBank genome assembly. NCBI's taxonomy places the organism in Eukaryota, Dinophyceae, Prorocentrales, Prorocentraceae.